Messenger RNA from Gamsiella multidivaricata, 1679 nucleotides. RefSeq lists its product as uncharacterized. Gene Ontology annotation, molecular function: FAD binding. NCBI's taxonomy places the organism in Eukaryota, Fungi, Mortierellomycota, Mortierellomycetes, Mortierellales, Mortierellaceae. The record is from RefSeq and is a predicted model, not a curated record. The transcript has 8 exons. The coding region runs from base 207 to 1610 and encodes 467 amino acids.
CACCGAGCACAUCAUCCUCAUCAUCCUCAUCCAGAUUACCUCUCUCUCUCGCUCCCCCCUCGACAAACUCCAUUCCUCUGUCAACCAUUCUUAUUUAUAAAACUAUAUAUAUUGUUAUUAUUAUUACUGUUACUGUUGCUGUUACUAUUACACUACUAUCACCACUGUUAUUCCUAUUCCUAUUCCUAUUCCUACUCUAAAAUAUUAUGCCCACUGAGCAUAUGAGUACCGCAAAUAAUCCACCAGUUCCGGAGGUGAUCAUUGUUGGCGCCGGCUUGAGCGGUUUGUUCCUAGGCAUCUUACUCCAGCAUGCCAACAUUCCCUUCAGAAUCUAUGAGCGCGCACCAUACGUCAAGCCCUUGGGGGCCAUCAUGUCCCUGAAUGCGAAUAUCUUGCCAGCAUUUGAACAGCUUGGUUUGUUAGAGGAGCUUAAAGAGAUCUCGUUCCCGAGUCAUGGAUACAAUAUUUUUAACGAUGAGCUGAAGAAUAUUGGGAGUAUAGGGGCCGACGAAUAUAAGGAAAAAGUGGGGUACGACAUUAUUGUGUUUGCUCGUCCUCCAAUGUACGACCUACUCCUCUCGAAAAUACCUGCGAACAGGAUUCACUUCAAUAAAAAGGUCAUUUCGCUACGCCAGGAUGAGCAUCAAGUCACGAUUACCUGCGCAGAUGGGACGACAGCUUGCGGCGAUAUUCUUGUUGGUGCAGAUGGGGCCUACAGUGCGAUCCGACAGAACAUUUAUAGGGAAGCGGCCGAAAAGGGCGAGCUCCCAAAGGCGGACGCAGAGGGACUGUCGCAAGGGUACAUUACAUUGGUCGGAACUACAGAUCCACUUUUGGUGAGCAAGUAUCCGGAAUUGAAGGAUGACUAUACGCAUUUCGCGCAGAUGAUCGGCAAAAAGGGCACGCCGUAUACGUGGAGCACGUUCACGGUGCCUCAUCGUAAGAUAUGUUGGAGUGUCCAGCUACAGCUUGGGAGUAAGGCUGUCGACCAGAUGAUUGGGAACGCGGAGUGGACGCCGGACUCGAACGGGAUGAUGAUUGAGGAGGUCUACCAAUUCAAAACGCCACAUGGGAUCCUUGGGGAUCUGAUUGAUGCGACCCCCCAGGAGCGCAUCUCGAGGGUUGCACUCGAGGAUAAGUUAUUCCAGACAUGGCACUAUGGUCGAUGUGUGUUGAUUGGCGAUGCUGCCCACAAGUUACUCCCAAGCACGGGUCAAGGUGCUGUGAAUUCUCUGCAGGAUUCAGUCAUUCUGGCCAACUGCUUGUACGACCUCCCUUCUCUGUCUACAAAGGACAUAACUGCAGCAUUUAGCGAUUAUCAUGAACAACGACUGCCUUUUGUAACAUACCAUUUCAACGCAAGCAAGACCCAAUCCAAAGUCCUGUUUGGCCAGACAUUGUGGGAUCGUAUGGUGCGACACGCCGUGUUCCAUUAUCUGCCUUCUUCUUUGGCCAUGAAGGAGGUGUACAAGGCAGCGAUGUACCGUCCCCAGGCCACAUUCCUGCCAAUGGUGGAGAAGCGUGGAACGGGCGAUGUUCUCCCACAGAAGCCCUCAAGGCGAUAUUCCGCGGAACAAGAUGCAGCAACUGGUGUUCAUCAUGAGAGUUAAAUAAAUCAAUCCUUCCCAUUCUUCUUUUGAAGAACAAAAUGCGCAUGUUUCCCAUGCGCUUCAGGUCAC